AUGGACACCAAUCACGCCAACGAUCCCCCAGCGAAGGAGGCCUCGGGACUGGACCAGAAACCCACUCAAUCCGAGCACACCAUGCAUAUCGAGGAGACGUCGUGGGAGCUAGAAGACCACGGCGACAACUCUGCCGGAAACGCCGACUGGUCUAAGAAACAGAUGGCCGCAUAUGCUUCAUUGUGCAUGCUCUGGGUUGGCUCUCAAGUUCCUCUCUACUUUGUCGGUGGUUCCCUCGCAUACAUGGUAAAGGAUCUCGGUGGAGCACAGGCACAGGCCUGGCUGCCGGUAUGCUACACUCUGGUUCUUGCCGGAAUUUGUCCCUUUGUAGGAUAUCUUCAGGAUCUUCUCGGGCGGCGUUACAUGACUUUAGGAGGGGCGGUCGUCAUCCUGGUCGGGAGCGCCGUUGUUGGCAGUGCACAUUCGUUUGGGCAAGGUAUUGCUGGAAUGUGUAUCGCUGGAGGCGGCGCAGCUGUUGGUGAGCUUACUGCUCUUGCCGGGACAUCCGAACUCGUUCCUGUGAGAAAACGAGGCCUCUACAUUGGCAUCAUCAUUCUGUUCCUCCUCCCGUUUUGUCCCUAUGUCAUGUACUCGCAGCUUCUGAGCACCCACGCUACCUGGCGGUGGACCAUGUGGAUCUCCAUGAUCUACAAUGCGAUUGCUUUGGUGGGAAUUACACUGUUCUACUUUCCCGAGAGGAUCCAUUCGACAAACGCCGGACCCGGUCUGGCCAUCUUGACCCAGAUUGACUAUGUGGGGGGAUUCUUAUCAAUCGUUGGAGCGGUUCUCUUUCUUGUGGCCAUCCAAGCGGGAGGAUAUACCUACCCGUGGAGCAGUGCCCGAGUACUCGCCCCUCUCAUCAUCGGGGUCUUGUUGGUCGGCAUCUUCUUCGUCUGGGAAUGUAAAGUCGCCAAACAUCCGUUGAUACCACGAGAACUCUUCCAGGGUCACCGUGCGGUUGCCAUCAGUUUCCUGGCGGCCUUUGUCGGUGGCAUGAACUUUUACUCCCUCCUCAACUUCUUCCCGUUGUCGUUUGAGACCCUCUUUGACCCUGCGCCCGUCCAAGUCGGCUUGAAGGGACUCGGUUACGGAUUCAGCGUGACUCUCGGAGCCGUGUUUUUCAACAUCCUGCUCACAGUUUUCAAGAACCAUCACAGAGAGGUGAUGAUCAUCGCCGCGGUCGUCAUGACCGCCUUUGGAGGAGCGUUGGCCGCGGUCACUCCCGAAACGCCACGCCUUGCCGUGGCCCUGGGUACAAUCUGCGGCUUUGGUACCGGAGGACUCCUUGUCCCCCCACAGACUAUCGCCAUUAGUUGCAGCCCGGACGCAUUCAUUGCCACCGCUACCGCCCUCUCACUUUGUGUUCGAGUAAUUGGCGGCUCCAUCGGAUACGCCAUCUACUACGCCAUCUUCAGCAACAAAUUGACGACCGAUCUCCCAGCCAAAGUGGCGGCGUAUGCCGUCGAAGCAGGGUUGCCAGUCUUUUCCGUCACCGAAUUUGUCGGGACGUUUCUCACCGACCCGAGUGCUGUGGCGAGUGUCGAGGGAGUCACACCGGCGAUUCUCGCCGCUGCGACCAAGGGGACUCAGUGGGCGUAUGCGGAUGGGCUGAGGCUGGUUUGGCUGACGAGCAUUCCCUUUGGAGUGUGCGCCAUCCUCGCCUGCUGCCUCUUGGGGAAUACCAAGGCGUUCAUGACGAAUCGCAUCGCGGCCCACAUUCGCCACUAA
This is a messenger RNA of Cladophialophora immunda, 1728 nucleotides long. RefSeq lists its product as uncharacterized. The record is from RefSeq and is a predicted model, not a curated record. Lineage: Eukaryota; Fungi; Ascomycota; Eurotiomycetes; Chaetothyriales; Herpotrichiellaceae. The transcript has 7 exons. Gene Ontology annotation, molecular function: transmembrane transporter activity. Gene Ontology annotation, biological process: transmembrane transport. Bases 1 to 1728 code for a protein of 575 amino acids.